AUGGUCGCAAGUGUGCAUCAGAUUCUGAUCGGUUAUUCGAACGAAUCGUCUUCGGCAUCGCAAGAUGCUCUGUCAGCAUCAGGCUCGGUAACACUGAUUAUCAAUGGCAAUCGUAAAAUUUUGGUCGACUGUGGUGAUCCUUGGAAUGGGGAGCAAUUGCUGACUGAGCUGAAAGCAUAUUCAGUCAGUAACGAGGAUGUAACUGAUCUGAUAAUAACUCAUGGACACAGUGACCAUUGUGGAAAUUUAUCACUAUUUCGAAAAGCCACCAUUUACAUGGAUCAUGACUGUGCGAGAGCUCAAUCGCAAUAUACUUCAUUGGAGGAUGAGUUUGAAGUGACCGAGAAUGUGUACGUUAUAAGGACUGUUGGUCAUACAGAUCAUGAUUUGAGUGUGGUGGUUACGGGUACACAGCGUGGAUGGGAUAUAUUCGAAAAUGGUCUCACUGAUCAAUGGCAAGCAAAUAGUCGUUACGUUGAGAAGCAACAGCAAAGUCGAGAGCGGAUCAUUAGCAUGGCUGACUGGAUUGUUCCUGGCCAUGGGGAAAUAUUCAAGAACCAACUGAAAAAGAAUUAA
Messenger RNA from Anisakis simplex (herring worm), 576 nucleotides. Lineage: Eukaryota; Metazoa; Nematoda; Chromadorea; Rhabditida; Anisakidae. The record is from the annotation of a GenBank genome assembly.